AAAAAAAAUAAAGUUUUUUAAAAAUAAUUUUUGGAAAACAUCAAAACAAAAUGAGUCACACAAUAUUGUUGGUUCAGCCUGGUAACAGACCAGAGACAAGAACUUAUUCUGAUUAUGAAAGUGUCAAUGAAUGCAUGGAAGGAGUAUGCAAAAUUUAUGAAGAACAUUUAAAAAGAAGAAAUCCAAAUACUCCAACAAUAACAUAUGACAUUAGUCAAUUGUUUGAUUUUGUUGAUCAACUCACAGAUUUAUCAUGUCUUGUUUAUCAAAAAUCAACAAAUACAUAUGCACCAUACAAUAAAGAUUGGAUUAAAGAAAAAAUAUACGUUCUUUUAAGACGUGCUGCUGGUCACAGUGAAUGACACUAUUAAUUUGUCUAAAUAAACAAAUAAAUAAACUCAACGAAAAAAAAAUUAAACAAAAUAAAUGAGUUUAUUAAAUUAUUUAUACAAUUGGCAAGUUUAAAAAUAUCUCUUUCGUGAUAUUUUCACUAUAUAUUGUUUAUUAAUAAUAUAAUAAUAAUAAUACGUAAAUUGAAUAAUUAUAAAAAAUAAAUAAUUGUUAUUUUUUAUUUAUUUUUUUCAUUAAUAUUGUUCGAGUCAAUUAAUUGCUAAAAAGAUUUUUAUUUUUUCUUUUUAUUUUGCCAAUUGGUAUAUAAUUUUUGGCACGUGUCAAAUGCAUUUUAAAUCACUCAUUUAACAUAAAUAAUAAUAACAUCAACAAAAAAUAAUAAAUAGUUAAUAAUCACUUAAAUUAAAUAGAAAAAAAAAAAGAAU
Messenger RNA from Aphidius gifuensis, 776 nucleotides. RefSeq names its product enhancer of rudimentary homolog (gene e(r)). The transcript is spliced from 3 exons. The coding region runs from base 51 to 362 and encodes 103 amino acids. NCBI's taxonomy places the organism in Eukaryota, Metazoa, Arthropoda, Insecta, Hymenoptera, Braconidae. The record is from RefSeq and is a predicted model, not a curated record.